CAUGCGCAGUACUCUCGAACUCAAAGUUGGCAUGGCAAGAUCCAACGAGACGCAAAUGCGCUUGAGUUCAACCUGAUAACGCUUAUUCCAUUCCCCGAACUUACAUUUAUACCCAUGGUGCGUGUUGGAUAUCGGACGCCAUUGCCGGAAUACAAUAUAAGUGGCUCUUGCCGAUUCUACAAUCAAGUAAGGAGGCUGAAAAUCACCCCUCAAGUUCCCAGGGAACUGUCAGCCUCCCCUGAUGAAGCCCCAGCGGGAUGGAGACCUCCUCCAAGAGGACUCCCCUCAUGACCAGGACAUUCAAAGCAAUCAGUACAACUCCAUCUCUCCUCCGGCCUCCCCAGCGGAAUUAGAUGAGCCCUUCUCCACAUACUUUGAAGAGAAGGUGGCCAUUCCUGAAAAUGUCAAUCAGGUGUUCAGUUUUAAGAAACUCUGGGCUUUCACCGGACCCGGGUUCUUGAUGAGCAUCGCUUACUUAGAUCCAGGAAACAUUGAGUCUGACCUGCAGUCUGGAGCUGAAGCUGGAUUUAAGCUCCUGUGGGUGCUGUUGGGGGCCACCGUCAUCGGGCUGCUGUUGCAGAGGCUGGCGGCACGUCUCGGCGUCGUCACAGGAAUGCACCUGGCGGAAGUCUGCAAUCGGCAAUAUUCCACCGUCCCUCGGAUCAUACUAUGGAUAAUGGUGGAGUUGGCGAUUAUUGGCUCAGACAUGCAGGAGGUGAUUGGCUGUGCAAUAGCUCUCAAUCUUCUCUCUGUGGGCAGGAUUCCUUUAUGGGCUGGAGUACUCAUUACCAUCACUGAUACAUUUGUCUUUCUCUUUUUGGACAAAUAUGGCCUGAGAAAACUUGAAGCUUUCUUUGGCUUUCUCAUCACUGUCAUGGCUUUAAGUUUUGGUUAUGAGUAUGUGCUUGUGAAACCAAACCAAGGGGAAGUGCUGAAGGGCAUGUUUGUGCCGUACUGUGACGGGUGCGGGCCCACGCAACUGGAGCAAGCUGUUGGCAUCGUCGGCGCUGUCAUCAUGCCACACAACAUCUACCUUCACUCGGCUUUGGUCAAAUCUCGUGAUAUUGACCGUCGAAAUAAGAAGGAAGUAAAGGAAGCCAACAAGUAUUAUUUCAUUGAGUCGACCAUCGCGCUGUUCGUCUCCUUCCUCAUCAACGUCUUUGUUGUAGCCGUUUUUGCCCAGGCCUUCUACAAUAAGACCAACUGGGAUGUGAACAAAGUGUGCAAUGCCACCAACAUCCCUCACCAGGGGCUCUUCCCAAACAACAAUGAAACGCUGGAAGUGGAUAUCUAUAAGGGGGGGGUGGUUCUGGGCUGUUUCUUCGGCCCCGCCGCGCUGUACAUCUGGGCCAUCGGCAUCCUUGCUGCAGGGCAGAGUUCCACCAUGACGGGGACCUACUCUGGACAGUUUGUUAUGGAGGGUUUCUUAAACCUGCGGUGGUCUCGGUUUGCGCGAGUGCUGCUGACGCGUUCCAUCGCCAUCACGCCCACGCUGCUGGUGGCUAUCUUUCAGGAUGUGCAGCAUCUGACUGGGAUGAACGACUUCCUUAAUGUGUUACAAAGCAUGCAGCUUCCUUUUGCCUUGAUCCCAAUUUUGACCUUCACCAGCCUGACGUCCAUCAUGAACGACUUUGCGAAUGGCUUGUUUUGGAAGAUCGGCGGCGGCAUCGUCAUCCUGUUGGUUUGUUCUAUCAACAUGUACUUUGUGGUGGUCUAUGUGGCGACGCUGCACAGCGUUUGGCUCUACGUCCUGGUUGCUCUGCUCUCCGUCGCCUAUCUGUGCUUUGUAGGCUACCUGGUGUGGCACUGUUUGGUCGCCCUGGGGGUCACCUGCCUGGACUUUGGCAGCAGGAUGGGGUUUGCGCGGCACACGGAUAUUUAUUUACUGAAUGACAUGGAUGUGGACACUGUGGUGGAGAGAUAGGAGAACCGGUCGCGGAUGAAAGACGCACCGUGAUGGAGAUUCAGAA
Messenger RNA from Hippocampus zosterae (dwarf seahorse), 1970 nucleotides. It is a transcript of the gene slc11a2, whose product is annotated as solute carrier family 11 member 2. Lineage: Eukaryota; Metazoa; Chordata; Actinopteri; Syngnathiformes; Syngnathidae. Bases 242 to 1924 code for a protein of 560 amino acids. Gene Ontology annotation, biological process: metal ion transport. Gene Ontology annotation, cellular component: plasma membrane. The record is from RefSeq and is a predicted model, not a curated record. Gene Ontology annotation, molecular function: manganese ion transmembrane transporter activity; iron ion transmembrane transporter activity; cadmium ion transmembrane transporter activity. The transcript is spliced from 17 exons.